AUGGCUAGGGACGCAGAGCUCUCAGCAAAUGAGCGAGCAUUCAUUGUCGAGGCACUGCAUCACAACGUUCGCCUGGACGGCCGUGCCUUCGACCAGUUUCGUGCUCUUGACUUAACCUUUGGGGAUGAAUAUGGGCACCUAAAUGUCAAGCUUGGGAGGACUAGUGUAAUUGUGCGCAUAUCGGCAGAAGUCACAGCACCCCGUCCGGACAGAGAUAGCGAUGGAAUUUUUACGGUAGCUAUUGAGCUGAAUGAUAUGGCCGUCCCAGGCUUCGAAACCGGACGGCAAUCCGAUCUUGAGCUUCAACUUUCCCGUACAUUGGAUAAAAUCGUGCGCCGAUCCAAUGCCCUUGAUACAGAAUCUCUCUGUAUAGCGAAGGGAUUGAGCUGCUGGAAUGUUCGUGCGGAUAUACAUGUCAUUGAUGCAGAUGGCGGCCUGGUCGAUGCCUGCUGUCUUGCCGUUAUGGCUGGCUUGCUUCACUUCCGUUUACCAGAAUCAAUUGUUCGUGACGGUAAAGUCACUGUCUACUCAAUCGAAGAGAAGGUCCCGGUACCUCUGAACCUAACCAAAGUUCCUUUGUCGAUAACCUUCCACCUUUAUGAUGAAGGGAAAAUUGCACUUCUCGACGCAAGUUCGAGUGAAGAGGCAGUUAGUGAAGGCGCUGUGGUUAUUGCUAUGGAUAAAACUGGGGAAAUUGCCUUCUAUUCUAAAGCUGAAGGGACCCCUGCGGAUCCGCUGAACAUGGUAUCUUGCUCUACUACCGCGUUUGCUAAAAUACGAGACCUGAAUGCAUUCGUACAACAAAAAUUAGACGAAGACUCAAAACGGAGGGACCAAAAAGGAUUAUAUGCAGAAGCGAGUGCUGCGAAUGAAAGAUGA
Ophidiomyces ophidiicola is the source of this 879-nucleotide messenger RNA. RefSeq names its product 3'-5'-exoribonuclease (gene RRP45). The transcript is spliced from 3 exons. The coding region runs from base 1 to 879 and encodes 292 amino acids. Gene Ontology annotation, cellular component: nuclear exosome (RNase complex); cytoplasmic exosome (RNase complex). Gene Ontology annotation, biological process: U5 snRNA 3'-end processing; TRAMP-dependent tRNA surveillance pathway; exonucleolytic trimming to generate mature 3'-end of 5.8S rRNA from tricistronic rRNA transcript (SSU-rRNA, 5.8S rRNA, LSU-rRNA). Lineage: Eukaryota; Fungi; Ascomycota; Eurotiomycetes; Onygenales; Onygenaceae. The record is from RefSeq and is a predicted model, not a curated record.